Anneissia japonica is the source of this 2356-nucleotide messenger RNA. Its product is annotated as stabilizer of axonemal microtubules 1-like. Gene Ontology annotation, cellular component: cytoskeleton. Lineage: Eukaryota; Metazoa; Echinodermata; Crinoidea; Comatulida; Comatulidae. The record is from RefSeq and is a predicted model, not a curated record. Gene Ontology annotation, molecular function: microtubule binding. The coding region runs from base 302 to 1876 and encodes 524 amino acids. The transcript is spliced from 7 exons. Gene Ontology annotation, biological process: microtubule anchoring.
GGUAACCAAGUGAGUGCCAAUAGGGUCAGAUUCCAUCGAGUGUCAGGACAGUGCAGGCGAUAGAUCGGGCUAAUAAUAUUUCCCUCAUUUCGUGGAGAUUUUAAAGACAUGGCCUAACUUGGUACAAAUUUUGUGUGUUGAGAUUGAGUUUGGUAACCACGGACGUAUUUAAACAACAGUAGUACAUAGUUUUGAAGUCUGUUACGAGACAUGCCUACUUUAUAAACCUUUAAUAAGGUAAAGCCCCAGCACGUCAAGGACUACUGCACAGGACCAAACGUAUAUUUUUAACUUCAGCAAAAUGGGCGAUUUAAGACCACCAAAAACAUCCCAAUCAAGACCACCAGCCUCAUCCGAUUCACUGACAAACCAGGAGAUAGAAUUGUUAAAUGAAACAUUUCCAAAUUUCUUGUGUAUCUGUGAACUUUGUAAUUGCGGCCGACAUGUUCAUCACAAGGACUGCAAAAAACGCGGCAAACCAAGCAAACCUGUCGAUAUGGACUGCACGCUCAGUGACUAUCAAAGAACGUAUGUACCUUAUCCUGGGAACCAGCGAAGGUUACCCAUCUUCCCCACUAUACCACAACGAAAUCCCCAUCCAGCUCCGAUGGACCUAAACACCAUUCAACGGACGGAUUUCAUCCAGCGCGGCCAGGUGGUUAAACCAGAGAGAGUCACCCAGAAACAUACUUACAAACCGACAGAUGCACCAUUGGACGGAAACACAGUGUAUAAAGAAACUUACCCAGGUCAUGUGUCGUUUCCGAACAUUCAAAUGCGUCGGCCUAGGACGCAGCAAGGCCGAGGGAUUUUUUCGGCAAAGUUCGAUUCCCGAACCACGAACAAAGAACAGUUCAAACACUGGAACAGUCACCCAGAGCCCGCAUUCAGUGAAUACCCAUGUUUCACAGGCUCCAUUAUUUACCCUGGGACAAAAAUGGAACAUAUGGAAUCAACAACCCAGCACGACUUUCCAGGCGCUGUUGCUGAACCAGUGAAAAUGGUUAAAAUCACCGAUGGAAACUUAUCGUUAGAGGGAAAACAUGAUCAUUUGACUGUCCAUAAAGCUACAUACACCAACAACGGACUUGGCCACCGAGCGGAGCGUAUAAAACACGAGCCGACUAUAAAAAGCCGCGGAAAGUUCCACGGCAAGACACAACAUAUGCGCGACUUCCCAACGUACAAGAGUCAGCCUCUGCCGGUAAAACCAAUCACGCCCCCACCGGCAACAAUACGUCUUAGUAUGGAUUCAAGGUUGGAGUUUAAGACAGAACAGCAAAUGGAAUUUGGAGGAUACGACGUAAAACAAAAUCCGAAGCGAGGAUUGAUCCGUCACGAUAUAGAUGAAUACAAACCACCAGAAGUUAGCUUCGAAACAGAUACCGUCAACAAGUUGACAUAUCGACCGAUCGAAGUAAGAGACGCACCAACUCAUCGCCGACCGCACACCAAUCACAAACCGCGCUCAGCAAAGUUUAAUGACCAAACGAUAAACAAAAAAUUCUACAAAGAUUGGAAGGUCAAGCCCAGGAUACGAUAUGGUGACUUUCAUGAGGCCCACUCCUACGUCAAGCCGCAAGGUAGCAUGGAGAUUGAGUCUUGGACAGGCGCAACAUACACAACUAAGAAGCCUGAUCCGGACCCUGUACGAAAUUUCAAGCCAGAGCAGACUGCAAUCGAGCAUACGGGAAAGUUCGAUUUUACUACAGUACAUCAAGCCACUUAUAAAGGUACGCGGCCUAAGAUGUGUAAAGCGCAGGCGUACCUUCUUCAGCAAGAACUAAAGAGGAGGAAGCCCCAAAAGGUGAAGCAGAGGGAACAGACACUAGGGAAUUUUGUCGACAAAAAGAAGGAAAUGUUGGCAGCGACUUAGUGGCCUAAUUUUCUAAAACUGGUGUCACAUCCUGAUAAUUCCUGUCACGAAUCGAACUUUCACCCAGUGUACGUCCCUGGUUAGAUCGCCGACUGGUUCUGCAUUGUUAUAGAGACUUGGGAAUGUCAACCUGGUUCCAAUUUAUUAAAAAUAUGGGAUGCAAUCAACGGAACUGAUAUAACCUUUAAUAGUACUUUUUCCUCUGAGAACAAACGAUCUGUAUUCAAUACGGGCCCACGUUUUCGCAAAUUCAUUCAUAAUAUUUAUUUUUAGAUUUACGACCAUCGAUUUAGGCUUAUAUAAUAAUUUACACACACUUCAAUUCACUGUAACAGACGCAAUGGGGACCGUAUGGUUACCCCCGUUCCUUAAAAAAAUAACAUAAGGUGCCACAAAAAAUAUCUAAUAUAUCUAUUCGUACUUAAUGUCCCAAGAUGUCACAAGUACCACACAAUUUGUGGUUUCUGGCGUCGUUGUAAC